AUGGUCUCUACCACUGCCGACAUCUCGCCGUUCGACCCGACCAGUGUCGCCCUGACGACGGUCGAUCCUCGCGACGUGAUAUGCUUUUUUAGCGACGGUGGUAACAACUAUGACCGGAGGCUCGGCGCGCGCAUCUCGGCCAUCUUUGUCAUUCUCGUCACCUCUACAUUGGCAACAUUGUUCCGGUGCUGGCUACGCGCACUCAUCGCAUCCUUAUACCGCUCUGUGUCCAUUUAUUCGCACGUUGCUUUGGCGCCGGCGUCAUUGUGGCAACCGCAUAUGUCCAUUUGCUCGAUCGGGCAUACGAUGAGAUUGGCCUGGAAUCUCGUUUUCCUGGUCGACUUCCUGGCCGAUCGAUAUGUCGAGUCUCGCCGCAGUGAGCUGUUACAUGGCGCUACGGCCCGCCAUGCAUCUGUAGAGGAAGCUGUGACCAUGGCUGUUGAAUACACCUUCCGAGAACAAAUUGCGGCAUUCCUGGUCUUGGUAUUCAGUAUCAUCUUCCACUCUGUCAUUAUCGGUCUUAACUUUGGUGUUGUUGGCGCAGAUGGCAUCAUUAUCCGCCAUUCUAUUCCCCAAACGCCUCAGUUGGUUGCUCUGGACACUCUGUCUCAUGUAUGGGCUCAUAACUUCUAUCUCAAUAUCAUCGGCCUGGGCUUAUCGACGUCGUAUGACAGCGGGUCUUUCACCGCCAACGUGGUCUCCGGCGUUCUCGAUGCCAUUUCAGCAGGAAUGAUCAUUUACACCAGAUUUGUUGAACUGCUCGCACGCGACUUUCUCAUUAAGCCGAACCGCACCAGGGACUACAUGCGCAUACCUUUCAUGCUCGACAGUCUCUUCUUGUUGUAG
Trichoderma virens Gv29-8 is the source of this 846-nucleotide messenger RNA. RefSeq lists its product as uncharacterized. Gene Ontology annotation, cellular component: plasma membrane. The transcript has 4 exons. The coding region runs from base 1 to 846 and encodes 281 amino acids. The record is from RefSeq and is a predicted model, not a curated record. NCBI's taxonomy places the organism in Eukaryota, Fungi, Ascomycota, Sordariomycetes, Hypocreales, Hypocreaceae. Gene Ontology annotation, molecular function: high-affinity zinc transmembrane transporter activity. Gene Ontology annotation, biological process: zinc ion import across plasma membrane.